Messenger RNA from Erigeron canadensis, 1090 nucleotides. Its product is annotated as lipid droplet-associated hydrolase. Lineage: Eukaryota; Viridiplantae; Streptophyta; Magnoliopsida; Asterales; Asteraceae. The transcript has 12 exons. Gene Ontology annotation, cellular component: lipid droplet. Bases 35 to 946 code for a protein of 303 amino acids. Gene Ontology annotation, molecular function: lipase activity. The record is from RefSeq and is a predicted model, not a curated record. Gene Ontology annotation, biological process: lipid storage.
UCUUCUUCGCUACAGUGCCAAUUCAUGUUCCCAAAUGGGACACUUCAUUUCCAACAAAUCCAGUCUCAGAUUGUGCAACGUUUCCGGUAGGAAGACAGAAUUGGUGGAGAUUCAUGCUACAAAUCCCAGAAUGCAUCUUCUUUUUCUUCCUGGAAAUCCAGGAGUUAUUUCAUUUUACACUGAUUUUUUGGAGUCCCUUUACGAGCAAAUGGGAGAGACUGCUUCUAUUACAGGAAUUGGGUAUAUAUCACACUCAGAAAAGGACUGGGAGAACAGAAAGUUGUUCUCACUGAAGGAACAAAUUGAUCAUAAGAUAAAUUUCAUUCAGCAGGAACUGCAAGCACUGGAAGUCCCUCUUAUAGUGGUGGGGCACUCCAUUGGGUCCUACAUGUCUUUGGAAAUAUUUAAACAAAUUCCCAAAAAGGUUGCAUAUUUUAUUGCCCUCUAUCCAUUCUUGGCUGUGAAUUCAGAGUCACAUCAACAGUCGAUUAUCAAGAAAAUUUCAAGAUCCCGAUUUGCAUCUAGAUUGAUCAGUGCGAUCGUCGCAUUGUUGGGAUUGCUACCAGUUAGGGCAUCAGCAUUUAUUGCAAAAAACUCAUUGGCGAAAUCAUGGUCCUCUACUGCUAUUGAUGCUCUUUGUACAAGUGUUCUUAAGUAUCACACAAUGAACAAUGUGCUUUAUUUGGCCAUGACCGAGUUUGAAGAGCUAUACAAGGAACCGGAUUGGGAUUUUAUGAGGAAAAAGCACAAUCGGAUUGCAUACUUGUAUGGUGAUGAUGAUCACUGGGCUCCAUUGCGCAUGCAUGAUGAGAUAGUGAAGCAGGUUCCAGAUGCUAUUGUGGAAGUCGAACGAGAGGGGCACACCCACUCUUUUUGCUGCACCAUGGCCGGUUCAGUGUGGGUGGCUCGUCAUGUUGCUACCUUGAUCAACAAAACCAUAUUUUGAUCAUUUGAUGUGAACCAUGGUUUAAUCUUUGUAGGUUCAAUAGGCUUAUUAGGUAGCUCACAUGAACCUUUUGAAUAGUUAAUGUGUUGUACCUUCCUCUUUAAUUGUAAAGCAAUGCAAAACGUGCACCCUAUCUUGUGUAAA